AUGCAUCAAUACAAGCUGCAAGUCGUUGUGAGGCAGCGUUGGAAGACGGACCAAAAAGAAGAGAAAAGGCCUAGCAACGAAAUCAGGGGAAAUUGCGGAGUGUUGCUCACCAGAGAUCCACUGCUGGAACGGCUCUCGCUAGCGUUUGCUUUUGGCUUGAGUUACAUAGCCAAAGUAAGUGUCAAACUCUUGCCCGUCUCUCUCCAGCCGGCAAAGACGGAAAAGAGCCAUUUGCUCCAAGUCUCCAUUUCGAAACCAGCAGUUGCACAUAUCCCCUUUGAGAAGAACCAUCCCAGCGCUCCUCCCACUGCUACGACAACCACCUGCUCCAUGAAGCAAAACAACACCAUACGGACGGCGACCUCUGGGCGCAAGGGGCAGCAGUCAAACGUACAAUUUCUCAACCUGACAAAUCCCAACGACGCUACCAGUUCGGAUGCACUAGCUGUGAUUCGAUCUCAUGUAGCGAAGAACACGCAUGGCCGCAAGCAACAAAGUCGGCGUGCUCGUUUGGAGAUCCGCCAAUACUGUCCAAUCCAAUCGAGCAAGACGAGCGAUCGCCCGCCGCAAGGGGCACUGCAGCCAGAGGCCAAGGAACCCGGCCGAGCAAGAGGUGUACGGCAGCGGCAGAAUCGCGAGGGUGCUCGUAUGAUCGAACUUAACACAUGGAUACCCAACCCACAGACCUCUGUAACGUCCACGAGGAAGAACCCCUUCCAGACCUCAGCCAGGAUUAUAUCGGACUCGGAGGAUGCUCUGGUGGAUCAUUAUAUCACCUUCGUGGUGGACCAUGGCUAUACCGAGUGUAUUCAUUCCGAGGCAGAGCAAGCCCUUCUUCAGAAGGUCCGAUCACAGUUUGUACCAUGGUCACUGACAGAACGAGGCCUGCUAGCUGGGCUCUUUAUGGCGGCUUGUCGAAGUCUGUUGACCUUGCAUCCCGAAAACGACUCAUACAGGGUCUCGCUGUUGAAGUAUAAGAGCGAAUGCUUCGAAAUACUCCGUGGAGCGCUAUCGACUCCCGACAGAUGUAUCAGUGAUUAUACCAUUGCUUUGGCCUUGGUGUUGGCGACGGAAGAGGCAAGUAUUUCUAACUCGAUUGCAUUUGGGCAGAGGAUGCAGCUAACAGGAGGAUGCUGA
Molecule: messenger RNA, 1137 nt
Organism: Trichoderma reesei QM6a
Lineage: Eukaryota; Fungi; Ascomycota; Sordariomycetes; Hypocreales; Hypocreaceae
Exons: 5
Coding region: 1-1137 (378 amino acids)
Source: RefSeq, a predicted model, not a curated record